Messenger RNA from Verticillium dahliae VdLs.17, 984 nucleotides. Its product is annotated as GA4 desaturase. The transcript is spliced from 3 exons. Bases 1 to 984 code for a protein of 327 amino acids. The record is from RefSeq and is a predicted model, not a curated record. NCBI's taxonomy places the organism in Eukaryota, Fungi, Ascomycota, Sordariomycetes, Glomerellales, Plectosphaerellaceae. Gene Ontology annotation, molecular function: oxidoreductase activity.
AUGGCAGUCGCCAAGGUGAACCACGGUUGCAGUAUCAUGCUUGCCUCGCACUCUCGCUCCUCGAUGAAGGAAUUCGCACAGAGCGGAUGGUUGGACGAGAGGCAUCCGACACAGACAUUCCAGCCCAUCAUAACAACUCGAUCACUAAUCUUCAAGCUCGUCAUAGCAAAUGCUACCCUGCACGCACCUCCGCACUGCUCUCUUUCAUUCAGGGACCCCGAGCUGCUCAAGCAGCACGUCAUUCCCGACACUGAGUUGGCUCUCAAGCAAUUGACUGGGUGCACAACCGUCGUCACGGAGGCUCUUCUCCUACGCUGUGCGCUCUGGUCCGCCACUGACUCUCUUGCGGCUCACGGGAGCGCUGGUGACAAGGCUUCUGAGCUGAAGACCGGGUUUCCCCAAUUCAUCGGAUUCGACCCUAUCUCUGGAGGUGGCAGUCCCGCGUCCAAGAUCCACUUGGAUUACUCGCCCGACGGGGCCCGAAUGCACAUCCGGAGGUUUCAUCCCAGGACCGCAGAGGCUGCUGCCGAGAUCAUCCGUGUGGAGGAUUCACUCGUGGCUGCUGGCAAAGACCUGAGCGAUAGCUACAAACAUAGCGGCGGUCCCCGAUGGGCGCUUUACUCGACAUGGAGACCACUCAAAACAGUCCGCCGGGAUCCGCUGGCAGUUCUGGACUAUACGACUUUCAAGGAAGACGAUUAUGUCCCAGCGGCCGUGCCCACACCUUCUCUGGGCCGCGAAGGUGUCUGCGAGACGCACCCGGCGGAGUGCUAUCUGGCCAGGUACUCUCAGCAGCAUAAAUGGUACUGGAUCGACAACCAGAUCCCCGAGGAGUGUCUCGUUCUGAGAUUUUUUGACAGUGACGAGGAGCGAGCUGGCAGCAUUGCUGCCGGAGGCGUCCUACACUCGAGUGCUGAGUUAGAAGGCAAUGACGACGCAGAGCCCCGCGAAUCGUUAGAAAUUCGUAGCUUGUGCAUUUGGUGA